Molecule: messenger RNA, 4148 nt
Organism: Drosophila bipectinata
Lineage: Eukaryota; Metazoa; Arthropoda; Insecta; Diptera; Drosophilidae
Gene: Sf3b1
Product: splicing factor 3b subunit 1
Biological process (GO): spliceosomal complex assembly
Cellular component (GO): U2 snRNP; U2-type prespliceosome; catalytic step 2 spliceosome
Molecular function (GO): mRNA binding
Source: RefSeq, a predicted model, not a curated record
UCGGUUAAAGGUGCAUCUCUAACACCCGAAGAUUUUCUUGUACCCGUCAUAAUAAUUUUACAGGAAAAAAUGGAGAAUAUCCCACGGACGCAUGAGGAUAUUGAGGCACAGAUCAGCGUUAUACAGGAGAAGAAGACCGAGUUGGCCAAGAGCACUGCCGCGUCUGCCGGAGUAGGAUUGCUGGAUAGCGGUGGCUUCUUUGACAGCGACUUGUAUGACGAGGAGGCGGGGAAGGGGAAGGGAAAGUAUGAAGGCUACAAUACCUCAAUUGCCGCCAACGACGCCGAUGAUGCCGACGAAGACGAGGAUAGUGGCUUUCCAGUACCCCAGAAGCGGACUACUUAUACGGCACCCACAUCUGUGCUGAAGGAUGUGACCCAAGGCAAGGAGGAUGUGGAUCCAUUGGCGGAUCGCCGCCGUCCGACCAUCGCAGAUCGCGAGGAUGAGUACCGUCAGAAGCGCCGCCGCAUUAUUAUUUCCCCGGAACGAGCAGAUCCCUUUGCUGAUGGAGGUAAGACGCCGGACGUUGGCUCCCGUACCUACACGGACAUUAUGCGGGAGCAAAUGCUCAAGGGCGAGGAGACGGAGCUACGACGCAAGAUUCUUGAAAAGUCCAAGGAGGGUACUCUGGUUAAGACCUCCUCUUCCAAUGGAGAGUCUGCCCCAUCGAAGGAAGGAGGACGAAAACGUGGUCGGUGGGACCAGACAGUUAGCGACAGUUUCGUGCCCGCCAAGGUGGCGGCCACCCCCAGUAGCGCAGCUACACCCACUUGGGAGGAUAAAACUCCUGGAGAUCAUCGGUGGGACGAGACGCCAGGGCACAAGGGCAGCGAAACACCGGGAGCCACACCGGGACUCAGCACACGCAUCUGGGACGCCACACCGGCGCAUGCCAUGACUCCUGGCCAUGAGACCCCAGGACACGAGAAGUCGGCCCGCCGAAAUCGGUGGGAUGAAACACCCAAGACGGAGCGAGAGACUCCAGGUCACAGCGGAUGGGCCGAGACCCCAAAACCCGAUCGCACAGGCAGCGGAGCUGGGAGCGAGAGCAUUUCCAUUGAGUCCACUCCGGGCGCCUCGAAGCGUCGGUCUCGCUGGGAUGAAACGCCCUCGAACGCCACGCCCGCGAUCACUCCAACUAAUGCUAACGCAAUGACACCAAGCUUGACGCCCAGUAUGACUCCGCACGCCACACCGGGGCAUGCCACCCCAAUGUUGACGCCAGGCGGCAGCACACCUGUCGGUGUGAAGGCAAUGGCCAUGGCCACGCCCACGCCAGGAGCGCUGGCUGCUAUGACGCCGGAGCAGCUACAAGCGUAUCGGUGGGAAAAGGAAAUCGACGAGAGAAACAGGCCGUACACCGACGAGGAACUCGACCAAAUAUUUCCUCCGGGAUACAAGAUUUUGCCGCCGCCUGCUGGAUACGUGCCGCUUCGAACUCCGGGCAGGAAACUGAUGGCUACUCCCACGCCCAUUGCCGGCACUCCCGCCGGCUUCUUCAUCCAGGUGGAGGACAAGAACGCCAAGUUCAUGGACAACCAACCCAAGGGGCAAAACCUCCCGUUUAUGAAGCCCGAGGACGCGCAGUAUUUCGACAAGCUGUUGGUGGAUGUGAAUGAGGACGCCCUUUCGCCCGAGGAGCUGAAGGAACGAAAGAUUAUGAAGCUGCUGCUCACAAUCAAGAACGGGUCUCCGCCGAUGAGGAAAUCCGCAUUGCGACAGAUCACGGACAAGGCCAGGGAGUUCGGAGCCGGCCCUUUGUUCAAUCAGAUUCUACCGCUACUCAUGUCCCCAACUUUGGAGGACCAGGAGCGCCAUUUGCUCGUGAAGGUGAUAGACCGUGUCUUGUACAAGUUGGACGAUUUGGUGCGUCCCUAUGUCCACAAAAUCCUGGUGGUUAUUGAACCGCUCCUGAUUGACGAGGACCACUACGCCAGAAUCGAGGGAAGGGAAAUCAUUUCCAACUUGGCCAAGGCGGCCGGACUGGCCACCAUGAUCUCCACCAUGAGGCCAGACAUUGACAACAUAGACGAGUACGUUCGAAACACCACAGCUCGAGCCUUUGCCGUCGUAGCAUCGGCCCUGGGAAUCCCAUCUCUGUUGCCUUUCCUGAAGGCAGUGUGCAAGUCGAAGAAGUCCUGGCAGGCUCGCCACACCGGCAUCAAGAUUGUCCAGCAGAUCGCCAUUCUGAUGGGCUGCGCCAUUCUCCCGCACCUCAAAGCCCUGGUGGAGAUUAUCGAGCACGGACUUGUGGACGAGCAGCAGAAGGUGCGCACGAUCACAGCCCUGGCCAUUGCCGCCCUCGCAGAGGCAGCUACCCCGUAUGGUAUCGAGUCCUUUGACUCUGUUCUGAAGCCCUUGUGGAAGGGUAUUCGAACCCAUCGAGGCAAGGGCUUGGCGGCCUUCCUGAAGGCUAUCGGUUACUUGAUUCCCCUUAUGGAUGCCGAGUACGCCAACUACUAUACUAGGGAAGUGAUGCUGAUCCUGAUCCGAGAGUUCCAGUCGCCCGACGAGGAAAUGAAGAAGAUUGUGCUGAAGGUGGUGAAGCAGUGCUGUGCCACCGACGGUGUGGAGCCGCAGUACAUCAAGGAGGAGAUCCUGCCGCACUUCUUCAAAUUCUUCUGGAACCACCGCAUGGCUCUGGACAGGCGCAACUACCGUCAGCUGGUGGACACCACUGUGGAGAUAGCCAACAAGGUGGGCGCAUCCGAGAUCAUCAAUCGCGUAGUGGACGACCUCAAGGAUGAGAACGAGCAGUACCGCAAAAUGGUGAUGGAGACGGUGGAGAAAAUCAUGGGCAAUUUGGGAGCGGCCGACAUCGACUCCCGACUAGAGGAGCAGCUCAUCGACGGCAUCUUGUACGCCUUCCAGGAACAGACCACGGAGGACGUGGUGAUGCUGAAUGGCUUCGGCACAAUAGUCAACCAACUGGGCAAGCGCGUGAAGCCCUACUUGCCCCAGAUCUGCGGCACAAUUCUCUGGAGAUUGAACAACAAAUCCGCAAAGGUGCGUCAGCAGGCGGCGGACCUGAUUUCUCGCAUCGCCGUGGUGAUGAAAACGUGUCAGGAGGAGAAGCUGAUGGGCCAUCUGGGCGUCGUCCUCUACGAAUACUUGGGCGAGGAAUACCCCGAGGUGCUGGGCAGUAUUCUGGGAGCCCUCAAGGCCAUUGUGAACGUGAUUGGCAUGACAAAGAUGACGCCUCCCAUCAAGGAUCUCUUGCCCAGACUCACGCCUAUCUUGAAGAAUCGGCACGAAAAGGUGCAGGAGAACUGCAUCGAUCUUGUGGGAAGAAUCGCUGAUCGAGGUCCUGAGUACGUCUCGGCUCGGGAGUGGAUGAGGAUCUGUUUCGAGCUCCUGGAGCUGCUCAAGGCCCAUAAGAAGGCCAUCCGGAGAGCCACGGUAAACACCUUCGGCUACAUAGCAAAGGCCAUUGGUCCCCAUGAUGUCCUGGCCACCCUCCUGAACAAUCUGAAGGUCCAGGAACGCCAGAACCGCGUCUGCACCACAGUGGCGAUCGCCAUUGUGGCCGAAACGUGUCGUCCGUUCACCGUGCUCCCUGCCCUCAUGAACGAGUACAGAGUGCCCGAGCUGAAUGUGCAGAAUGGCGUUCUGAAGUCGCUCUCCUUUCUCUUCGAGUACAUUGGCGAAAUGGGCAAGGACUACAUUUACGCCGUGUGCCCUCUGCUGGAGGACGCCCUCAUGGAUCGCGAUCUCGUGCACCGGCAAACCGCCUGCUCAGCCAUAAAGCACAUGUCCUUGGGCGUCUACGGGUUCGGCUGCGAGGAUGCCCUCACGCAUCUGCUGAACUACGUGUGGCCGAACAUCUUCGAGACCUCCCCGCAUCUGGUGCAGGCGUUCAUGGACUCCGUGGACGGGCUGAGGGUGUCUCUGGGACCCAUCAAAAUCCUGCAGUACACACUCCAGGGCCUGUUUCACCCCGCCCGAAAGGUGCGCGAUGUCUACUGGAAGAUAUACAAUUCGCUGUACAUCGGAGGUCAGGAUGCCCUGAUCGCGGGCUAUCCGAGGAUUACGAACGACCCAAAGAACCAAUACGAGCGCUACGAAAUGGACUACUCGCUUUAAAAAGUAACACAGCAUAAUUAUAAAAGCUAAAAUAAAGUCUCUCUAGCAUGAGAUGGAAACACAAA